UCCGUUGUUCACUUACAGCCGAUAUACAUACGAUAUCGUGUCCAAAUAAAAUAUCAUAAAAACCACACAAUACACACCGUCGUUUUACACGUCGUCAUAUUGUACCGAAGUGGUGACCGCGGUUAACCGUAAACCGAUGACGCGCGUCCAGGGUACCAAUACCAUUGAUCACGUCAUGCCUAGCUACGACGACCAGACGACCAAUCCGACAGCGGGACAACGCGACAGCGGUUCGUACAUGUCCUGCAACCUGGUGAUGUACGAAGACGGCGGUGGGGGCGGCGGCGGUGGCAGCAGCAGUAGUGGCGACGACUCGAAUUCCAGCGGGAACGGAGGUAGUGACUUUUACGACGAUUCCGGAAGUUGGUCCGAGGACGGCAUCAGCUGUGUGGGCGCCAAUGCUUCUUUGUGCGGUAGCGCCGACGAGGGUUGCUACAGCGGUGACGGUGACAAAUCGUCGUCGAUCCGCGGUAGCGACGGCAGCAGCAACGGUAGUAGCAGCGACUGUGGAGGUGGCGGCAGCGGCGUCAAUAGAGGCAAGUGGUUGAAGUCGUUGCGUACCGUCAUUGAUCGGAUGGUCGGUAGUGAGAGCAAGGGCCGUGGCCAGAAGAGGGCUGUGAAGACCAUCCUCCGGCCGCCGACCACUUAUAAGUACGUCAUCGGAAUGUCCGGGUUCCCGUCCAAGGUUCCCGUCUACCCUAAGACCACCAUGUGAACCAAACUCGCCGCUACUGUUCUAUCGCCGUACCCGCUACACUUUUGGAACCUCAUCGAUUACAACUGUAUACAACUCAACAACGACUUCCGGUUAUCUUCACAUUUUCGCACUACCUCCACCGUCAUCGCCACCGCCUCCACGAUUGCGUCUGUCCAAACACUCCGUGGAUGCAGGGCACCGUUCAACCCUCGGUAUCAUUUGAGAAUUUCGUGACGUCUUUUCAUGCCGUUGCACGUUGGUCAUGCAUAGAUGUUAUUUACCUAUGUUGGGCAUUCAUCUAUUCCGCCGUUACCUUCGUCAUGGUUUGAAAAUUUAAGGUAUAUAAUAUUAUUGGUUAUAUUGGUCCACUGAGUCUUAAAUCGAUAGAAACCAGUCAUUUGACGGAUAGGCUUUAUUUAUACUACUUUUUUAUUGAUAUAUAUAUUUUUUUUUAAUAAUUAAUUUAUGGCGUAACGAGUCGUAAUGCUAGAUUUUUAAAUGUAUAAAUUAUUUAAAAAAAAAAAAAAUGUUCCUAUAAUAUUACGUUUUUAUUAUGUUGAUAUUAUAAACUAACACUUAAUCUUAAAUAUUUAUGUUAUACUAUUGAACGUUUUUGAGGCUCGGUGGAUUCAAUAGCCUGCGGAGUCGAUACAAAAUCGGCGGAAUCCGUGUACGCCCAUAUAUAUUAGGUAUAUACGUAUAAUGUAAAAACAGAACAAUCGAACAAUAGCUAAAGAUAUUUAUCAUCCAUUAGUCGUAUCCCUUAUUAUAUAUAAAUAUUAACCAUAACUAAAUGUUUCCCGCAUGUUUUUAGACUAUGAGUAUUUGUUUAUUUGUAGUGAAUUUCUAGCCUAUCUUAAAUUCAAACGAACGGUUAUUAUAGCUAUGGAUUAAAAAAAAAUUCAAAAUGGUCUACAAAUUCAAAUAAAUUAUAUACUUCAAAUAUAUUCUUAUAACGAAAUAGUUAUGGUCGCCAGAUAGGAUACAUUUAAAAUAUCAUUGUGAAAAAAAAACUUGUCAAUUUCACCAUG
Molecule: messenger RNA, 1728 nt
Organism: Melanaphis sacchari
Lineage: Eukaryota; Metazoa; Arthropoda; Insecta; Hemiptera; Aphididae
Product: loricrin-like
Exons: 2
Coding region: 137-715 (192 amino acids)
Source: RefSeq, a predicted model, not a curated record